Molecule: messenger RNA, 2188 nt
Organism: Daphnia pulicaria
Lineage: Eukaryota; Metazoa; Arthropoda; Branchiopoda; Diplostraca; Daphniidae
Product: protein-associating with the carboxyl-terminal domain of ezrin-like
Exons: 8
Coding region: 138-1985 (615 amino acids)
Biological process (GO): protein phosphorylation
Molecular function (GO): ATP binding; protein kinase activity
Source: RefSeq, a predicted model, not a curated record
CUCGCUAGUGGCAAAUGAAACUCGUUUCGUUUGACAGCUGACUUGUGUUUUUGUGUUGCGUGAACUUUUUGUGGAAUAAAGUUUCUAAAAAAAGUCAAUAAAAAAAAUCAACGUUAAUUUUAAGUGCAAAAGUGAGUAUGGGGAAUGAUUCAAGUGUUUUAUCUGAAUAUCAGGUGGACGAAACACCUUAUGCCCAAAUCGGACCUUGGACAUUGCAUUUGGCGGCUAAAAAGAGUUGUGAUAGCGAAAAAGUUACUGUUUUUACGGGAAAAUUGAAGAGCUAUGGCCAACUUAGUAAAGAAUUCCAGCGUGCCGUAGAGAGGUUAAAAACACUGAGGCAUCCGUCCAUCCUCAAGUACCUGAACUCAUGUGUAGCAGGCGAAACUGUUCACCUCAUAGUUGAACAUGUGACACCCCUGAGUCAAGUUCUGCCACAGCAAACAGAACUUGAGAUUUGCUGUGGGCUUCAAAACGUUCUUGGUGCUCUCGAUUUCAUACAUUCCAAGGCCAGCAUAGUGCACAACAACUUGUGCAAGGAUGCAAUAUUUGUUACCACAGGUGGUAACUGGAAGUUGGGCUAUUUUGACUUAUCGUGCAGUUUUUCCGAGAUCACCCAAGGAUAUCUGGAUCAAAUCCGAUCCUUUCGUUAUGAAAAGGCCAUAGCUCCCGAGGAUGAAGGGAAAACUAAACUUGUAGGCGGCAAUGUGUCAUCUAGAGAUGUCUUCGCCUACGGACAGCUCGUCAAAGAAACCAUCAACAAAUGCGUGGAAUCCGGCGUUACCGAUUCCGACGUUUUCCGCGACCUAGCCACUAAACAGAUGCAAAAUGUCAACCCGCAAUCACGCGGGAGCGCCUCGGUUCUAUCCAGGCACAAGUUUUUCGAUCAGCCUCUCUUGCACGCCCAAGAAUUCCUGGCCGAAAUUUCCAUCAAAUCGUCGGCUGAAAAGGAAGAAUUUUUCAGGGAUUUGCCGACAUUGUUGUACUCUACACCGGAGAGUGUCGUGGGCUCCAAAAUGGCCAGCUCUCUACUUAGUCGUCUGGCAGUGUUAAAUUUAGCCGCUCAGCAACAUCUUCUGCCUCAUCUCCUGAUUCCCAGAACGGAUUCCACCCAGGGAUUGUUCGACGCCCCCAACUACCGUCUCUACAUCGUGCCGGUUAUUUCUCGCAUCUUCCCCGUCAGAGAUGCCCAGAUAAGGCUGGUCCUGCUCCACUAUUUCCCCCACUACGUCACUUUGAUGGACCCGGAUCAUCUCGUCCACAAUAUCCUUCCGGAGUUGCUUUUAGGUAUCAAAGACACGGACGACACUGUAGUGGCGGCCACAUUGAAAGCCUUGGCCUGUCUGGUUCCCAUUCUCGGUGGCUCCACCGUCAUUGGCGGCACGAGACUCAAACUUUUCACCAACGGAAUGCCCAAGGAAAGUGAAAUCCGACCGGCCAAAGUCUUGGAAAUGGUGCGGAAGAAAUCCAGUUCAAAUCCAGCCGUGGUUGCCGUCCGGGCGCUACCCGAACGCCACGAACCCGACGGCGGAGAAGACGGCGUCCAUUCUCUACUGUUGGAAAAGACGGACGCCGACGAGCACUGGUCCGACUGGGAAGCUGAGGAAGACGAGUUCCAAGACAACAAACAACACCCAGAAGAAGAAGUAGAGCUGGAACCGCUUCCGCUCUCCGAUUUUAGCUUAGCAGCUUCCAGCCUUCCGGACAACAAGAAACCGGAACUGCCGAGUAGUCCAGUUAAAGUGGCGACCAAGAGACCGCCGGUGGGCGAUCUGUCUGCCCUGGAAAUUCAAAUCAAGUCCAGGGAAGACGAAAUCGACUACUUUGCCGACAUGGAACCGACCAUCACUUCCACUCCGGCCGUCUUCGCUCCAGUCGCCGAACCUCCUCCUACUGUCGCCGCCAUCGAACCCACCAGCAGACUGGACUUUAACGUCCAGUCUCACGAGGCAAAAGAUGAAGACGACGGCUGGAACUGGGAUGAUUAAAUUACGUGUGGGGAGGGGGGACUGGUGUCACCAUGGCAAAAGGGCAAAACUUUUUCUUUCUUUCUUGUUUUGUUUUCUUAAUUUUUUAAAACAACAAUUCAUCAGCAGACACCCGUUCUAGUCAUUCCGGCAAUCACAAUGACGAGCAUGAUGUAGUGUAUUUUGUAUAAUGCCAAUUUGUAAUAAAAACACACGAGACAAGA